AUGGCGCCCCCUGCAGAGGACGGUGCGGAUUGGAAGGAUCAGAAUGGUGAGGCCGCCGACUUGGCUCAGACCUAUCGGGAUCUUGUCAGAGGAGAGCAAGCUGCCGCCGCCCUUGAGGCAAGCCUCACGACGCUCGAGUCCAAGCUCGACGCCAUGUUGGAAGCCCUCGAGGACAAGGCCGACGCCUCGUCUCCGGCAGCCGACGAAAAGUCCCCCGCCACUGACACCAAAAUCGAAGACAAGCCUCAAGCCAAUACGUCUGGUAACGAAAAGCCAGCUGGCCAUGGCUCGAGCAAGACGGCUGAAUGA
Messenger RNA from Purpureocillium lilacinum, 309 nucleotides. NCBI's taxonomy places the organism in Eukaryota, Fungi, Ascomycota, Sordariomycetes, Hypocreales, Ophiocordycipitaceae. The record is from RefSeq and is a predicted model, not a curated record.